AUGUCCGACCGCCUCCUCUGGCAUGGGGCUCAGUCGUACAACUGCCAUCCGGUAGCACCUCGACAACUCCCCCUUUGUAUCCACACUCCUCAUCGUACAGGCCUAGUCGUCAGUGCAGAUAUGCUUGGUCAAACACCCAACACAGAUAACCACGUAGCGUAUCUGGGCAGCAGGCUGUCCGAAUCAACUACCGAAGAGACAUCAGUCCCUGAAGGCCCGCCUCUAGAGUCACUUGGGCCCGAAGAAGAACCAGUAGACGCACACGAUACAGAAGGACACGAUACAGAAGGACACGAUACAGAAGGACACGAUACAGAAGCACACGAUACAGAAGCACACGAUACAGAAGCACACGAUACAGAAGGACACGAUACAGAAGCACAAGAUACAUAA
This is a messenger RNA of Pseudovirgaria hyperparasitica, 393 nucleotides long. RefSeq lists its product as uncharacterized. The record is from RefSeq and is a predicted model, not a curated record. NCBI's taxonomy places the organism in Eukaryota, Fungi, Ascomycota, Dothideomycetes, Acrospermales, Acrospermaceae. Bases 1 to 393 code for a protein of 130 amino acids. The transcript is spliced from 4 exons.